Phaedon cochleariae (mustard beetle) is the source of this 501-nucleotide messenger RNA. Lineage: Eukaryota; Metazoa; Arthropoda; Insecta; Coleoptera; Chrysomelidae. The record is from the annotation of a GenBank genome assembly.
AUGAAGUACCAUUAUGGCACAGCUAUGAGACCAUAUCAAUGCAAAAUGUACUUCAAUACAAUAACUUUGGAAGAUUCUGCUUCAACAGAUUUAGUUUAUGAUCAAUUAUCAACAAAUGAGGAACCACAAACAUCAUCUAAAGUUUCUUCAGAGGAAAUAACUAAUAUAUCUGAUGAGAAAUCCAGUCAUACUGUUAAUAAUGAUGAUAUAUUAUCACAGAAACGAGGGACCACAAACAUAUCGAUAUAUAUAGAUGAUUUUGAAAAUGAUCACUGGAAUCAGAUGGAUAUGAUAUACUGCACCAUGUGUUUUUCAAUUUGGAUUAUUCUCUUGUCAUUCUAUCUGCCAAUCAGCAAUGUUACUAUAUAUCUAUUAGUAACAGCUUUAAUAGGAGUAUAUCUUAAUGUCAGCGCAAUGUCAUUGAAAAAAGAAGUUUCAGUUAUCACAGAAAACUGCAAAUGUCAAUCAAAACAGUCUACUGAUACUAUUAUUAUUAUUUAA